Messenger RNA from Mycena indigotica, 873 nucleotides. RefSeq lists its product as uncharacterized. The record is from RefSeq and is a predicted model, not a curated record. The coding region runs from base 1 to 873 and encodes 290 amino acids. Gene Ontology annotation, cellular component: mitochondrion; cytoplasm. NCBI's taxonomy places the organism in Eukaryota, Fungi, Basidiomycota, Agaricomycetes, Agaricales, Mycenaceae. The transcript has 6 exons.
AUGGCUGUCCAGUCAAGCUUGCUCACAAAAGCCGUCUCCAAUGCGAUGCAGCGGAUUGCACCGACGUUCCUCGCCGGCUCCUGGGACAACGUUGGCCUGCUUCUUGGUUGGUUUCAAGUGCAUGUGGUUAGCGCGACUCACAAUGCCCAGAAUCGCCAGCUCCACCUUCUUCCCGGGUGCCCAAUCGCUCUGACGCCUGCCGUCUGUGACGAAGCCAUUGCGCUUGGCGCAGGCGUUGUCGUCUCGUACCACACCCCAAUCUUCUCGGGCCUCAAAAGCCUCACCCUUUCCACGCCGCUCCAGGCCAGCCUCCUCCGCUGCGCUGCCAACGGCGUGUCGGUCUACUCACCACAUUCUGCGCUCGAUGGCAUCUGGGGCGGUAUUAACGACUGGCUCGCCGAGAUCAUCUCGGGCAGCGCAUCCGAACGCCGUGUGUUGCUUCCCGCGACGACAAAGGACGAGGGGGGCGAUGGACGGCGAGUAGAGCUCGAUCAGCCGACGGAGCUCGACGAGUUGGUAAGCCGGGUGAAGGCCGGCCUGGGCCUGUCCUCCAUCCAAGUUGGGUAUUCGCCCAUCCGUACCGAUCGCCUCGUCCGCAGUGUCGCGAUCUGCGCUGGCUCUGGCGCCUCCAUGUUUGCAGAGGCAAAGGAGCCGGUCGAUGUCUACUUCACUGGGGAGAUGCAGCAUCAUGAAGUCCUCGCUGCUGUCGGCAAAGGCACUCACGUCAUCCUCUGUGGACACACUAACACCGAGCGCGGGUACCUCCCGCUCCUCAAGGCCAAGCUCCAGGCAGAACUGCUGGGGGACGAUGGACUUGGUGAGGUCGAGGUUGUCGUCAGCGCCUCCGAUAAGCACCCGCUGGAAGUUGUUUGA